Nilaparvata lugens (brown planthopper) is the source of this 707-nucleotide messenger RNA. Its product is annotated as LHFPL tetraspan subfamily member 3 protein. Gene Ontology annotation, biological process: sensory perception of sound. The transcript is spliced from 2 exons. Gene Ontology annotation, cellular component: plasma membrane. The record is from RefSeq and is a predicted model, not a curated record. The annotation marks the transcript as partial. NCBI's taxonomy places the organism in Eukaryota, Metazoa, Arthropoda, Insecta, Hemiptera, Delphacidae.
CUUGUUGCAGCGGCAUGUAUGAUAACAGCAGUGGGCGUGUACCCACUGGGCUGGGACGUGGCGGAGGUGCGGCGCACGUGUGGCCCCCUGGCGGGCGCCUACCGACUGGGCGACUGCUCGCUGCGUUGGGCCUACCUGUUGGCGGUCAUCGGCUGCCUAGACGCCGCCAUUUUGGCCACACUCGCCUUCAUUCUGGCCACCAGGCAUGUCAAGCUGCAGCCCGAACCUGUCUACGGUACGGCGGGCACGGGAUCUAUGUACAAAGGUGAAGUGAACGGCGGUUUCCUGGGUGACACCCAAUCGAUGGCGGGCUCUCGAAAAUCGCUGAAUCUGCAUCCUGUGCUGUUGAUGCCCCAGCCGGGCCACGAGGCGGAUCGGUAUUCGGAGUUCUCCAAUCGCACGGGUCGAUCAAAGUCAUCCGCGUUCAGGCCUGAAUACGGGGCCAGCAUACAGAACUUCCAGCUAUGAUAAUAUACACAAUUUACAGCUAUGAUAGAUGACAGAGAUUCCAGCUAAGAUAGUAUAUACAGAACUACCAGCUGUGAUAGUAUGCAGACUUCCAGCUAUGAUAAUAUAGGCUACAGAACUUCCAGAUUAAUAAAAACAAUAUAAAAACUUGAAAUACCCUUUAUUAUUAAAAACUUUGUGCCACACUGCACAGAAAGCAGCUGUUUUCCAGUCCCUAAGUAGAUCUGAAAGACAUUGUU